AUGAUGCAGAAAAUUCCCGUCCUCCUAGCUCUUGUGGCCCUUGCUAGAGCAAAUGGCCAUCAUGGUGGUGCUUGCACCAUCAAAACCAUCACGCCGACCACCACGAGCCCUCCCACUACAACACCCACAACCUCGCAAGACGAUUGCAAGACACGCACCAUCUGCCUCGACUAUGUCAACGAGUGUGGCAGGCGGUACGGCGGAUGUGUCCCUGAUUGCAAGCCGUGGCCGACCUUUUCCAAGCCUCCUUGCCCGCCCACGUCCACGCCCACGCCGGAUAACUGCAGUACGCGCACCAUCUGCCUCGACUACGUAAAUGAAUGCGGUAUCUGGUACGGCGGAUGUGUCCCUGAUUGCAAGCCCUGGCCAACCUUUUCCAAGCCUCCUUGCCCGUCCACGACAAGCGUCACUGUCACGACCACGGCUCCUCCCACUACCUCGACCUCGGUCGAUGACUGUCAUACACGCACCGUAUGCAUCGAUUACGUGAAUGAGUGUGGAAUGAUGUACGGCGGUUGCGUUCCUGAUUGCAAGCCUUGGCCGACAUUCAGCAAGCCCCCUUGCCCCUCGACGACAACUCUUGUCACAGUUGUUGCGACGAGCUCCGCUCCUUAA
Cordyceps militaris CM01 is the source of this 615-nucleotide messenger RNA. RefSeq lists its product as uncharacterized. Bases 1 to 615 code for a protein of 204 amino acids. Lineage: Eukaryota; Fungi; Ascomycota; Sordariomycetes; Hypocreales; Cordycipitaceae. The record is from RefSeq and is a predicted model, not a curated record. The transcript is spliced from 4 exons.